ACAGGCACAGACUCGCUUGCUCUAUUGCUACACGAUUUGUGAUGAGUUUUUCAUCCCAUUCCUCCUUCGACGUGGACGUUUUGGUAUGCGGCGCUGGAGCUGUAGGACUGGCCAUCGUCCGGGCAUUGGCGAGGGCGGGACGGGAGGUCCUGGUGGUGGAGGCAGAGAAAAGCCCUGGGGGCUCAGCCUUCGAUGCGGUACAGUGAGGAAUGUACGACCCCCCGAG
Molecule: messenger RNA, 226 nt
Organism: Nannochloropsis gaditana CCMP526
Exons: 3
Coding region: 42-206 (54 amino acids)
Molecular function (GO): oxidoreductase activity
Source: RefSeq, a predicted model, not a curated record